AGAUUCUACACAUUACGAUAUGUCAAAACCUUACAAGGCUAAGACCACAGAGUCUUCAAGGAGGCAUGCGUAUUCUUCAUUCAGAGAUAGGAUCGAAGCGAUAAAAAUCGAACCUAGUUUAAAUUUGAGUAAAAGAGCCCAUGAUUAUGUGGAAUCAUCACAUCUCUUGGCCACUUUAGAGCAUUGGAAAGAAGUCAAUAUUAGUGGAAACUUCAUUGAGUGCUUAGACAAAAUUGAAGUCUACUGUCAAUCCUUACCCCAAAUCUUGCAUCACAAAGAUAUCAUAUUCAACGCCUUGUGUACUCAUAUUGAGAUAAAUGAUGUACACUCAAUCCAGCCAUUAUUGGAGAUGCUUGCUCAAUUUGUCCACGAUUUGGGUCCAGAUUUCCUUCCCUACUACUCAAAAUUUCUUAAAAUGUUAACAGAACUUGCAUUAGAAAUCAAUCCAAAUGAUUCUCAAAACAAUCGUAAUUCAUCGAACGUGUUGGAGUGGAUUUUCAAUUGUUUGGCAUUCACUUUCAAGUACUUAUCGAGGAAUCUCGUUGCUGAUUUGAUGCCAACAUUCCAGAUGUUGUUACCUUUGUUGGAGUUGCAAAAGAAGGUCUAUAUCUCGAGAUUCUGCGCAGAAGCAUUAUCAUUUCUUAUAAGAAAACUGAAAGGCGAGGCAUUGACAUCCAUUAUAAAGUAUUCGUUUGACGAGAAAAUUGAUACUAUCAGAGAAAACAGCAUGUAUUGCGAAUCUCUAUCAAUUUUAUACUCUGAGUCUAUGAAAAAUACAAAAGGAACAUUCCACUCGAAGUCCUCUUUGAUUUUGUCCAAAAUCAUUGAAAAUACACUUAAGGUUUCGGAUAGAGACAUGAGUGCUAAACUUAUAUCUAUUGUGUCCGACAUCUUGUUGAAUGUUAUUCACCAUGGAUCAGAAGAAUCGUGCCUCAAAUUCUACGUGCUAGUAACUGAUUUCUUGAAAGAAACUAUCAGUACCACGGAGAAUACCUCGUCAUUUACCGGAAUAGUCCAAAUAAUAUCAAGUUUGACAUUUGCUGAAUCGGGUAGAAAAGCUAACUGGUCAUCAGUCAUUUCUACAAUCUCAAUUUUGACAGACAGACUUCGAACCGUUGAGAAGCAAAAUGAAGACAUAAAUGAAGAAUCAAUCAUUUUUAAGACUGAGUUAAUGGAGUCUCUUCUGUACUUGUUCGUGGUAUUGUUUAGAAACUGUGACAUUCAAAACUUGACCAAGUGCCAUAAUCAGUUCUUCACAUCUAUGAUGGAGUUGAAUAACGGUGAGCAAUUCUUGUUGUUCAUAGAGUCAUGUUGCAAUGUAACUAAGGGUAAAAUCGUCAGUUUCGGAAUAGGCAAGUACCUUGGUGAUUUCUUAUCAAUGAAGUCCCAUUCUGAAGUUCAACUUCAAAAAAUAGCUUUCUUCCUCUCGAGGAUGGAGGAAAGAGAUUUCUACGGCAUCAGUCCUAAACCAAAAGUUCCAGUUGAGACUGCUAUUUCAAUUGUGCGCCAAUUGGAGACCAAUUACCAGGACAUUAGUACCGCAAACGAUCUAGUGGCGGUAUACUGGAGGUUAUUAUUGUUGAAAAGCGGAGAGUCUUCAAAUGGAGAGUUAGAUGAACAGUACUUAAGGCAACUUUUAGAGCAAUUAACAAGCAAAGAUUUUGCCUUUUCUUCAAGGUUUGCUCAAGAUUUGGCUUCUGUUGUCAUUCAUUCCUUGAUUAACAUUUCAAAAACUAAUUCAGAGUCCUUGAAAUUCUUAGUUGAAAGUGUUAUUCGUUGUCUCGACACAUUUCAAAAAUCAUCGUUGUUCAUUGAUUCAAUUAAUCGACUUUUCAAGGAGGCAGCACCUCACGUUCAGCAAAUUUUAGACGAAAACUUCAAUGACAUUGUAUAUAAGCUUGUCAACAAUUUAUCCUUGCCAAGUCAUGAAUCUCGUCUAAGCACGAUUGAGCUUUUGUUUACUAUCAACGCAAUAUUAUCGAAGCCAGAAUCUCAAUUCUUAUCCCAGAUUAGAAUUAUUGAACAAACUCCACUAGCUUUAAGCUCUGGUAGAGAUAUUUCUCUUAGAGUUCGCAACAUGACCCUUGAAUUUAAGAAGCUGGAAAGCGUUACCGACUUCGAACAACACCUUGUCACUAAUUUUGCCUUCGGUAUGCUUACUAACAAAUUUCAGCCAUGUUGGUUGGCUGUAUUCGAAGGAUUGCCAUUUAUUACUAGUAAAAUUUUGGCAUCUAAGCUUGUUUGGGAAUUGUCAUUUAAAUUCAUUCAAUUAAAUUACGAAAGUCAAGAUGAAGCCUUUUUUACUUGGUAUAAUGAUGAAUCAACACAUGUGGAGAGUAGUUUGAUCGAUUGGCAACCACAAGAUGUCAGAUUGAGAGAGAAUUUCAUUAAUUUGGAGAACAACGUCAUUUCGAAAUACAGAAACAUUUCAUACUCUAUAAUGGAGUAUGCUGAAACAAGGAGAGGUAAUAAUGUUUACAGUAAGGUAAUGAGGUCUCUAUGCAUUCAAGCACUUAGUGCCGUCCCCUCUAUUGCUGAAAGAAAUUCUGAAAAGAUUGUACCAAUCAUUUUGAACCAGAAUGACGAUGAAACUUCCGAGGAUGGAAUGGAUAGCCAUCUUCUGACCGCUUCUUGGACAUUAAAGGAUAGGGUUGACUUCAUCACAUUGUUCACUAAGUUCAAAAAUUUGAAGAAGGUGAGCCAGUCUAAGUUAUUAUAUGAGCAUGUUUUGCGCUUAUUGUGUCAUAGACAACUUCAAAUUCAAAAAUUAGCGCUCGAUGUCAUUUUGAAUUGGGGAAUUGGAUCUGUCAACAAAUACGGCGAUAACCUUAGAAACUUGUUGGACGACACCAUAUUCCGUGACGAAAUCUCGAACUUUAUCACUAAAAGUACCGAUUCAAAGAUUGAGCACAGCGAUCUAGAACAUUUGAUGCCACUUGUGCUAAGAAUAUUAUUUGGGCGUGCCCAAGGAACUCCAAAAAGUAAUAGCAAAGCAGGUAAGAAAUUUGCUGUAAUCUCAAUAUUGCCAAACUUUUCCGAGAAGGAAGUCAUCGACUUUUUGAACUUGGGAUCAGAAAGUUUGAAGUACAGGGAAUUUUUGGAGGAUAAUGAAAAAGUUGACCUUUCGAAAACUCAGAUCAGAAAGAUUAAUGGUUAUGUGAAUUUGUUGAGUGAGGUUUACAAAACUUUGGGACUGCAUUUUACUAAUGCUUUGAGCACUACAAUUGAACCAUUGGUAUAUUCGUUGGUUGUAGCGCAAAAGCGUAUUGAAUUAGCUGAUCAAUUCGAAGAGGAAGAUGCUGUCAUUGUGGAUAAAACUGCCAGAAGUAUAAGACAAAUUGGUAUGAGAUGCUUAAAUGAUCUUUUCAUGAUCAUGGGUGAAUCUUUUGACUGGGAUGAACAUAUCUUUACAAUUUAUGAGCAUUUGGUCAAGCCCAGAAUGGAAAAUUUUGCCAUUGAAAACUUGCAGCAACCUUCAUCCCUUAUGAAAAUCAUUUUAGGUUGGAUCGAUUUGCCAAAUACUUUGAAGUUUUUGUACUUCGAUAACUUUGCACCAAUCGAAGCAAUUGCUUCCUUGACAAGUCAGACGAAUGCAAAAGACUCCGUAGUUUCAUCUACAUUGGAGUUCACAAUCAAGGCACUCAGUAAGAAAAAUAUGAUAGAAGAUAAUUACUUUACAUUGCUUGCAAUAAUAGUAAACUCGCUUUUGAAGAGUUUACCAUCAAUUAUAGAUCACAUUGCAGACAAAGAAAUUGGUGCAUUGGUCAUCACAGUUCUUCUUCUUUUGAUUGAGGGAAAUUAUAUCCACGAUGAUGACACAAAGGCUUCCUUAUUGGAAUCAUUGACCAAGGCACUUGACAAGCCACAGUCCCAAAUAGACCCAUCAGACAAAGCAAAUAUUUUGUUAUCUUUGUCUUCUAUUGUCGACACGUAUGACUGCUCAUUCGAACAGAUUUUGUCACUUUACCAAGUGUGUUCAAAAUCAUUCAGACUUUACUCUGACAAGAGAGUCAGAGAGACCUUAGUCAGCGUGUUUCUUAGUAUUGGUAAGAAGUUUCCAGAAGUUCAGGAAGUUUCCGAGUUAUUGGCAGACUUGAACUCGUACUCUCCAAAACGAAUGCAAGAAUAUGAUUUCGAAAGAAGAUUGAGUGCUUUUAAGAAGAUCAACGAAGAAAUUUACGAAAAUUUGACCCCUACACAAUGGCUUCCACUCAUUUACUGCGGAUUGUUUUUUAUCAACGAUGCGAACGAGCUAAUCAUGAGGACAAAUGGUGUCUACGUUUUAAAACGGUUUGUGGAUUGCGUUUCUGUAAAGCAACCUUCAGAGGCUGAACCAUAUAUUUCUCAAUUUAAAGAUAUCGUGUUGCCGUAUCUUAAAAUCGGACUUAGAAAGGAAAAUGAAGACAUACAGUCCGAAUAUAUUGAUCUUUUGGAGCAUUGUGUCAGCGCGCCACAGUACUUCGAGUCCUUCAAUGAUAUGAAAGUUCUUACUUACGACAACGAUGACGACAAGAACUUUUUCAAGAAUGUUAAUCAUAUUCAAUUGCAUAAUCGUCAACGUGCAGUAAAGAAUUUAAUUGAAGCCAGACACAAUUUGAAUGAAAAUAGUAUUUCUCAUUUUAUUUUGCCAAUUAUCGAACAUUAUGCACUUUCAAAAGAAGAUAAGUUCAUGGGUAUCGGGCUUCAAACUCUUGAAACCAUUGGUUACUUGGUCCGGUGUGUGAGUUGGAAUCACUUUAAAGCAAUUUUCAAAAGAUACAUCAUGAAUUUGAAAAAGUCAACAAAUGACUUGCUCAAGAAAAAUGUGAACAUGAUUGUGGCUAUUUCAAGUGCAUUUAUGUCUUCGGUCAGAGCAAAGAAUCAAAACCUUGAUGAAGAUUUAAUUUCCAACUUGCCAGAUCAGUCUGAAAUCGACCUGUAUAUUUUGAAGGACUUAUUUCCAUCUUUGUUGAAGGUGUUAGUAGUCAGAAAUGAUGAUACAAUUGUUGCUAGAGCACCUUUAUCCGAAGCAAUGUGUUCCCUUAUAAUGUGUAUCUCUAAUCAUUUAAUUGAGUCUGAGUUACCAAGUAUUUUGACAAGUACAUGUCAGGUCAUGAGAUCCAGAUCUGAAGAGUUAAGAGAUGCUAUAAGAAAAACCUUGUGCAAAAUUUUGAGAAUUUUGGGGCCCCUGUAUCUCAAGUUUAUUUUACAGGAGUUAAAGACUGCAUUAUCCAGAGGCUCUCAGAUUCAUGUUUUGAGUUUCACUGUUCAUCACUUAUUAGCCUCCAUUUCGGAUUCUCUCAAGUUUGGCGAUUUGAAUGACUCAUUAAGCUUGAUUAUUGAUAUUGUCAUGGAAGAUACUUUUGGUGCUGCUGGCCAAGAAAAGGAUGCAGAAGGAUACCAUAGCAAGAUGAAAGAAGUCAAAUUCAAAAAGAGUUUUGAUACAGGUGAAAUAAUAUCCUCAAAUAUCAACCUAUCCUACUUUAGUUUAUUAUUGGAACCAAUCAAACUUCUCCUUAAGGAACAUAUCUCCUUGAAGACCCAGAAUAAAUUGGACGAGCUCUUGAGAAGGUAUGCAUUGGGUCUUAAUCACAAUGAGGAGGCUGCCAAACAAGAUAUCUUAUUACUAUGCUACGAAAUCAAUAAAAUGGCUUUUGAGCAGAAGGAAGAACGUGGGAAUAACAACGUUAAACCAAGUGAGGAUCAUUUCCUUGUGAAAUUAACCUCCAAGCCUCAAAAAACGCAUGUCAGCAAUACAGUACACAUCCAUACUUUGCAAAAGUUUUCUUUCGAGUUGCUUAGAACAGCACUUUCGAGAAACGAGCAUUUGGCCUCUGCUUCCAAUCUUUCGGGCUUUUUACCAUUAUUGGAGGAAGGACUCAAAUCAGACAACGAAGGUGUUGUGGUUUCAGCGUUGAGAAUCUUGAACUCGUUCAUUAGAUUACCAUUCCUGGAGAACGAGAACUCGGUAUUUGAGGAGUGUGCUAAGGUAUCAUUAAAUAUAAUCAAGGACUCUCCUACAACGAACUCUGAAAUAUGUCAAGCCGCUCUUAAAUUCUUAGCAACAACCAUUCGUCACAAACCAGACAUUAACUUGACUGAAACAGCGGUCAGAUAUAUCUUGGUCCGAAUUCAGCCUGAUCUCGAGGAACCAAACAGACAAGGACUUGCUUUCAACUUCUUAAAAGCAGUUGUAUCUCAGCAUAUUAUGAUCCCUGAAGUAUACGACGUGAUGGAUAAAGUUGCGAAGAUCAUGGUAGUAAACCAUGCCAAGGAAAUCAGAGAUAUGUCAAGAAGUGUGUACUAUCAGUUUUUGAUGGAAUAUGAUCAAGGAAGAGGUAAAUUGGAAAAGCAAUUCAAGUUUUUAGUCAAUAACUUGGCAUAUCCUACAGAGGCUGGUAGACAAUCUGUGAUGGAACUCAUUCAUCUUGUGAUCAUAAAAUCAGGAUCCGAUUUAUUAAAUAAAUUGGCAUCAUCAUUUUUUGUUUCUUUGGCAAAUGUUCUUGCUGCAGAUGAUUCGAGUAAAUGUCGUGAGAUGGCCACAUCCCUUAUUGCUAGUAUUUUCAAGAGCUUAGAGGACAAGGAAGUUGAAAAACUUGAAAAGUAUAUCUUUGCAUGGAUCGGAUCCCAAAACCUUCAAUUGAAACGCUGUGGAUUCAAUAUUUACAAGAUUUACAUAACAGAGUUUGAAUAUGGUUCUAAUGAACUGUUAGACAAGAAUGCUUUAACAAAUGUUCAAUCUAUUUUGAAUGAAGCAAAAUAUUCUGAAGAUAAUGAGGUGUCAAUAGAGUGGGAUCUUUUAUACUCAGCAUUAAACGUAUUCACCACCAUAUGUUCAAGUCUCAAAGAAAAGGUGUUUGUGGAAUCGUUUGAAGAUAUUUGGAAAAGAAUCAUUGAGACCUUGUUAUUCCCACAUGCAUGGAUCCGUUUGAUUUCCAGUCGGUUGAUAGGCUUACUAUUAUCCAAUUUGGAUAGUUUAGACUUUGAAAUGGCUAACUACGACGUCCAGACGAUUUGCUAUAGGUUAUUGAGACAACUUGGUGCCCCUUCGAUCACUGAGGAAUUGGGAAAUCAAAAUAUCAAGAACAUUGUUAUAAUUGCCAUGAAAUGGGAAUCAAAUGAUACUGUUUGGGAAACUGGUCCUUCGCAGGAAUCUGGAAAAAUCGUGAAAACUGAACUUGCAAACGACCAAUUGAUAUCAAGAACGUGUGCAAUCAUGAGACAAGAACAUAACUAUAAAGACUCAUUCGUGAGCAAAAAGAGCUCUAUAAAGUUAGCUGCAAUGUUAGUGCAAGUCACUAGUACCCGAAGACUUCCAGCAGUUGCUGAGAAGUUGUUACUUUCCUUGUUCAAUUUCAAGGAUUUGAAUGCCCAGAACAGCAAGGAAGAAGAAGAGUUGGUCAAUCUUACAUUAGAAUGUAUGCAAAUGAUUGAGGAAAAGCUCGGAGUUACUGAAUACUCGAAUGUGUAUGCACUGGCCAAACUGAAAGUGGAUGUUAGACGACAAGAGAGAAAAACCAAGAGGGCUCAAUUGGCAGUCAAUGCUCCUGAAGUAGCUGCUAAAAGAAAACUUAAAAAGCAUGAAAGAUCGAGAGAAAAGAGAAAACAUGAAAAGGACGAAAACGGUUAUUACCGCCUGAAGAAGAAGAGAUUCAAUUAAAUUGUAUUUAUAAUAUUAAGUAGCUACAAUGUCCUAUAAAUGUAUAUCCUAACAAUCAUACUACUGUAUGAGUAGUCUGAUCCACAGAUUUUGGCUUUUCUUCAGUUGUGGUCUCUAUUAUUCCAUCACUUGGUAAAACACCAGAAGAAGCACUACCAGGGUUCUGUUGAGAACUAACAUCCAGUCUCGGAUACUGUUCCGUAGGAGGUGUAUCCGUAUAAGUGUUUUCAUCACCAAGUUGUUGGUCAUCCCAUUCUGAAUUCAUUUCAUUGUCAUUAACCCCCUCACUUCUUAAUUCUUC
Suhomyces tanzawaensis NRRL Y-17324 is the source of this 7940-nucleotide messenger RNA. RefSeq names its product Utp20p (gene UTP20). Lineage: Eukaryota; Fungi; Ascomycota; Pichiomycetes; Serinales; Debaryomycetaceae. Gene Ontology annotation, cellular component: 90S preribosome; small-subunit processome; nucleolus. The transcript has a single exon. The record is from RefSeq and is a predicted model, not a curated record. The coding region runs from base 20 to 7639 and encodes 2539 amino acids.